Molecule: messenger RNA, 7242 nt
Organism: Pongo pygmaeus (Bornean orangutan)
Lineage: Eukaryota; Metazoa; Chordata; Mammalia; Primates; Hominidae
Gene: FHAD1
Product: forkhead associated phosphopeptide binding domain 1
Exons: 32
Coding region: 159-4349 (1396 amino acids)
Molecular function (GO): protein binding
Source: RefSeq, a predicted model, not a curated record
GGCCCGGCGCGCGGGGUGCCGGGUGCCGGCUGGAGACUCCGCGGGAGCGCAGCCGGGAGGCCUGGCCCCGGAGCGGGCCCGACGCCUCCCGAGCUGGCAGGGCUCUCGGCUGAGGUCGGAGCGUGGGCUUCCUCCUCCCGCCAGGGAAAACAGAGAGGAUGAAGGCCUAUCUAAAGAGCGCAGAAGGCUUUUUUGUCCUAAAUAAAAGUACCACAGUUGGAAGGCAUGAAGAUUCAGACCUUGUUUUACAGUCUCCUGACAUCGACAACCACCAUGCACUCAUUGAAUAUAACGAGGCGGAGUGCAGCUUUGUUCUCCAGGACUUCAAUUCCCGCAAUGGCACGUUUGUCAACGAGUGCCACAUUCAAAACGUGGCUGUGAAGCUCAUCCCUGGAGACAUCCUGAGAUUUGGGUCUGCAGGGCUGACCUAUGAACUGGUCAUUGAAAAUCCACCUCCGGUCUCCUUCCCAUGGAUGAGGGGCCCAGCACCAUGGCCAGGGCCACAGCCACCUCGUGCCACACAGCAGCCAAACCAGGCCCCCCCGCCGCCACAUAUUCCCUUCCACCAAAGUGUCCAGCCAGCACCGAUGCAAAGGAGCUGGUCCCAGGCCUUCCCCAGACCCACCGUGGUCCUGCCGGCCUCCCACAGGCGGCCUGUGAGCGCCAGCAAGGAGAUGUUCUCAUUCGUGGUGGACGACGCCCGCAAGCCCCCUGUCAUCAAGCAAGUGUGGACCAAAGCCAUGAAACUGUCAGAAAAAUCAGUGGCCGACGGGAUUCCUGGGGCAGUUCCCCCCGCGGAGAUUUAUGUGGAGGAGGACUUGGCCCAGCAGGACAAGGAUGAAAUAAUUGUGCUGCUGGGAAAAGAGGUCAGCCGUCUCUCAGAUUAUGAAAUUGAAUCCAAAUACAAAGACGUCAUAAUAGCAAACCUGCGGAAUGAAGUGGCUGAGCUGAGUCAGAAGGUGUCGGAGACCACCACCUCCAGGCAGAAUGAGAGGGAGGUCUCGCAGAAGUGUCAGGUUCUGGAUGAAGACAUUGAUGCCAAACAGAAAGAGAUCCAGAGCUUGAAAAGCCAGAUCAGUGCCCUACAGAAAGGCUACAGCCAGGUGCUGUGCCAGACCCUGUCGGAGCGGUACUCAGAAAUCACAUCCCUGAAGAAUGAGGGCGAGAACUUAAAGAGAGACAACGCUAUCACAUCAGGGAUGGUGUCAUCUUUGCAAAAAGACAUGUUAGCAAAGGAUGAGCAAGUUCAACAACUAAAGGAAGAGGUCAGUCACCUAAAAAGUCAGAACAAGGACAAGGACCACCAGCUGGAAGCCCUUGGCUCUAGAUGCUCGGUGCUAAAGGAAGAGUUAAAACAGGAAGAUGCUCACAGGGAGCUCAGGGAAGCCCAGGAGAAAGAGUUAAAACUCUGCAAAACUCAAAUCCAAGGCAUGGAGAAAGAAAUGAAGAAGCUUAGGGCGGAGCUGAGGAAGAGUUGUACUGAACAAAGCAUGAUCUCUAGGACUCUGAGAGAAAAAAGCAAGGUUGAAGAGAAGCUUCAGGAGGAUUCCAGAAGGAAAUUGCUUCAGCUGCAAGAAAUGGGGAACAGAGAGAGCCUCAUUAAAAUCAAUUUGGAGAGGGCAGUAGGUCAGCUGGAGCACUUCAGAAGUCAAGUCAUCAAGGCCACCUACGGACGGGCAAAGCCGUUCCCGGACAAGCCCGUCACCGACCAACAGUUAAUAGAGAAAAUUACCCAGGUCACUGAGGACAACAUCAGUUUUCAGCAGAAAAAGUGGACCCUCCAGAAAGAGACCCAGCUGAGCAACUCCAAGCAGGAGGAGACCACCGAGAACAUCGAGAAGCUGAGGACGUCGCUGGACAGCUGCCAGGCUUGCAUGAAAAUGUCCUGUUGCAGCCAUGACCUGAAGAAGGAGGUCGACCUUCUUCAGCACCUCCAGGUGAGCCCACCUGUCUCGGGGCUCCAGAAGGUGGUGCUGGACGUCCUGAGGCACUCGCUGUCCUGGCUGGAGGAGGUGGAGCAGCUCCUCCAGGACCUCGGGAUCUCGCGCUCCAGCCCCAACAAAGGGUUCUCCUUGUAUCUGAUAUAUCUUCUGGAACAUUAUAAAAAACUUAUGAGCCAGGCCCAGGAACUUCAGAUCAAGUUCAACAAUUCUCAGGAAACUCAGCAGUCUUUACUGCAAGAAAAGCUGCGGGAGCAUCUGGCAGAGAAGGAGAAGCUGAACGAGGAGAGGCUUGAGCAAGAGGAGAAGCACAAAGCCAAAAUCAGGCAACUGACGGAAGAGAAGGCGGCUUUGGAGGAGUGCAUUACUCAGGAGAGAAACAGAGCGAAAGAGACUUUAGAGGAAGAACGGAAGAGAAUGCAAGAACUGGAGAGCCUCCUGGCCCAGCAGCAGAAGGCUUUGGUGGAAAGCAUUACCCAGGAGAAGAACAGAGUGAAGGAAGCAUUAGAGGAAGAGCAGACAAGAGUCCAAGAGCUGGAGAAACGCUUGGCCCGCCAGAAGGAGGUUUUGGAGAGCAGCAUAGCCCAUGAGAAAAGAAAAGCAAAGGAAGCCUUGGAGUCGGAAAAGAGAAAAGUUCAGGAUCUAGAGAACCACUUAACCCAACAGAAGGAGAUCUCAGAGAGCAACAUUGCCUACGAGAAACGCAAAGCAAAGGAGGCCGUGGAGAAGGAAAAGAAAAAGGUGCAAGACCUGGAGAAUCGCUUAACCCAGCAGAAAGAGGAAUUAGAAUUAAAAGAGCAAAAAGAGGAAGUUUUAAAUAAUAAAUUAAGUGAUGCACUGGCCAUGGUUGAAGAGACUCAGAAAACAAAGGCAACUGAAAGUCUAAAAGCAGAGAGCCUCGCCUUGAAAUUAAAUGAAACAUUAGCCGAACUGGAAACUACCAAGACAAAAAUGAUCACGGUGGAAGAGAGGCUGAUCCUGCAGCAGAAGAUGGUAAAGGCCCUCCAGGAUGAGCAGGAAUCACAGAGACACGGGUUUGAAGAUGAGAUCAUGGAAUAUAAGGAGCAAAUCAGACAGCACUCCCAGACAAUUGUGAGCCUUGAAGAGAAACUCCAGAAAGUCACUCAGCACCAUAAAAAAAUAGAAGGCGAGAUUGCAACAUUGAAGGACAACGACCCAGCCCAAAAGGAGGAAAGGCCGCAAGACCCUCUGGUGGCUCCCACGACAGAGAGCAGUGCCAAAGACAUGGCGUACGAACAUCUGAUAGAUGACUUAUUGGCUGCUCAGAAGGAAAUUCUGUCUCAGCAGGAGGUCAUCAUGAAGUUAAGGAAAGACCUUACCGAAGCCCACAGCAGAAUGUCGGAUUUGAGAGGAGAGCUAAAUGAGAAGCAGAAGAUGGAACUGGAGUGGAACGUGGCGCUGGUCCAGCAGCAGAGCAAGGAGCUGAGUCUGCUCAAGGAGAAGAUGGCCCAGAUGAGCAGCCUGGUAGAAAAGAAAGACCGGGAGCUGAAGGCCCUCAAGGAGGCACUCAGGGCUACCCAAGAGAAACACAGACUCCAGCUGAACACAGAGAAGGAACAGAAGCCCCGGAAGAAGACCCAGAUGUGUGACACCUCUGUGCAGAUAGAACCCAUUCACACUGAGGCCUUCUCCAGCAGCCAAGAGCAGCAAUCCUUCAGCGAUCUAGGGGUCAGGUGCAAAGGGUCCCGGCACGAGGAGGUCAUUCAGCGUCAGAAAAAGGCCUUAUCUGAACUUCGAGUGCGAGUUAAAGAACUCGAGAAGGCGCGCUCACCAGAUCAUAAAGACCACAAGAAUGAAUCAUUUCUAGAUUUAAAGAACCUCAGAAUGGAAAACAAUGUCCAGAAAAUACUACUGGAUGCAAAACCGGAUUUGCCAACUCUCUCAAGAAUAGACAUCCUAGCGCCUCAGAAUGGCCUUUGCAAUGCAAGGUUCAGCUCAGCCAUGGAGAAGUCAGGGAAGAUGGAUGUGGCUGAGGCUUUAGAGCUCAGUGAAAAGCUGUACCUGGAUAUGAGCAAAACCCUCGGAAGUCUGAUGAACAUCAAGAAUAUGUCAGGCCACGUGUCCAUGAAAUACCUCUCCCGCCAGGAGAGGGAGAAGGUCAACCAGCUUCGACAAAGGGACCUCGACCUGGUGUUUGAUAAGAUCACCCAACUCAAGAACCAGCUGGGGAGGAAAGAGGAGCUGUUGAGAGGAUAUGAAAAGGACGUUGAACAGCUCAGGCGGAGCAAAGUGUCCAUUGAGAUGUACCAGUCGCAGGUGGCAAAGCUGGAGGAUGAUAUCUACAAAGAGGCUGAAGAGAAGGCCCUGCUGAAGGAGGCCCUGGAGCGCAUGGAGCACCAGCUGUGCCAGGAGAAGAGGAUCAACAGGGCCAUCCGGCAGCAGAAGUAAAUGGGAGCUUCCAGCCCCUGCCUCGCAGGCAGAUGGUGAGGAUGAAAGAAUGCAGGCAUCCCUCGCUAUCUGCUGUCCACUCUUGCUGUCGUCAGACCUCGGGAACCAAGUGCUUUUGGAUGGUGAGGGUGCUUGUCCUGUCUCUGAAGCACCUGUCCAGGGCCUGGCACCAGCCGGUAGACACUGCCUUCCCCGUGCUGCCUGUGACCCACGCACGUGGUCUCCUGGGUGAGUCCUGCCUCAGACCUGGUAGGGUCUACAUACUGGAAAGUUUCCCCAGAGCAAGUCACACAUGAGCAGCACCCAGGUGGCUUCCGAAGCUCCCUGAAAGCUGGCAGAGGGGCUUUCCUGUCUGCUUUGCUGUUGACAUAUUCAUCAUCCACUCCUGCAGUUCACAAGACACUGGAACAGCGACUUCUAAAUAGAGCCAGACUCUCCCUUCAUUCACUCUUGCCUAAGGUGGAAGAGAUCACGAGGCUGGGGUUAGGCAAGUAAGGGAAAGAACCACAGCCACCGUCUCUUCAUGACCGUCUGCAGGCCAGGGACUGGGCUCAUCUGAGCUCUGUAGCCGUGAUAGGGCUUAUUAGUGCCUCAAAUAGCCCUGCCUGGUACGAUGAUCCCUAGUUUACAGAUGAGGAAACUGCGCCUCAGAGAGUUUAGAGACGCCCAAGUGCACACAGUGGCUGGCAAGGAGGGCUGGGACCUGACCCCAGAUCCCUCUGACCCUGGUUCUCCUGCUCUCUGCGGGGUUGGCCCUGAGUCCCCUCCUUGUAACUGUCAGCUUUUAUGUGUGUGUGCAUGCUCGUGUGUGUGUGCACAUGUGUGCCAUGUGCAUGAGGGUUUGCCUGUGUGUGACGCUAUGUGUGUGUGUGUUUGUGUGUGUUGCCUGCCUGAGCUCAGACAGCCAAACCCCCAGAGAAGGGUGCCCCCUCCGCCAACCAGGUGAGCUCCUUGCAGAGGCCUGGCCUUCAUCCCACAAACCUUGCAGACCAUAGGCUCGCUGGCUUGCAGCCCCCAAAAAUGAAGGCAGCGCCCUGCUCUGGACGUGGCCUUUCCAGCACUCACCACUCUGAAUUAAACAUCACAGGCCCCCAUCUGCACAUGUCGUGGGGCUGCCUCGGGCAGAGGACGGUUUCCUUUGACGCUGUGCCAUGCCAGGGAGAUCUGGGCAGCAACAGAGUCCUGAGAUGUUCUUUGAUGUGCCCACUGGAGAGUUCGCUCCUUCCCGAGGCAGCGUCCCCCAGGGCUUGGCCGGCUAGGCCCACAGCAGAGACACCAAACCACAGAACGGGAUGGCAGAGGGCCCUAAAAAGCCCAUUGUCAUGCACUGGCUGAAAAUGAAAGAAAACCUGCAGAUUUACAUAAUCAGUCCGCAUGCAUUAUUCAUGGCCUCCCUAUGCACACACAGUGCGGGCUGGCCAGCCUUCCACGGAGCGGGAGGAGGAAGGUCCCAAGCGGCCAAGCCAAACCUGUGUCAGGGUCCCCAGCUGGAGCUGGGAACUUUCAAAUUCAUGGAAUUCACAACGUAGGGAAAGAUUUGAUAGGAAGUAGAGACACGAUCACAGUAAGGCUGAUGGUAUUAUUUACGGAGCACUUGCUGUCACACGCACCCCACAGGGCACGGCCCACCCUCACCUCACAUCAGCCUGCGAGGAGGGCUGCCGGGCGUCUGCCCACUGAGAGGGGAAACUGAGGAGGUCGGAAGGUGGUGUCACCCGGCUACUCAGCUACAGAAACGGGACGUCAGCGACCUCCAAUCCCGGUCCUCCCAGCCCAUCCACUCAUCCACCCCAUUCCUUUCUAGGGUGCACCCCGCCUACUCCAUCACCAUUUCUCUCGGGGUUCAUCCCCAGGCUCAGUUUGCAUUUAAGGUUUGUGACUAACAUGUCAUCGGAAACUCCUGUUUGUCAAGGGAAAAAAAAGGGGGAAAAAUCUUUUUUUUCUUGCUGUUUGAGAGUUUGACAACAUCAGAGAAAACAGUUUUUUUUCAGUGUUGCAAGACUCAAAAGGGAACCUGUAUACAUCUGUUUGGGCAGCAGCUGCUUCCUAGGAGUAUAUUUUCAUUAAAUGAAAGUUAAAGGAAAGUAGAAUUCUUUUAAGUUUCACACCUAACAUUUUCACAAGGAGUCAAUUUUUUCCCAAGUCUCUUGUAUAAGAUCUCAGCGCCCCUUCAUAAAGAUGGAACAGUUGAGGCUCUGGGAAACGAAAUUACUCACCUUGAGUUUCAGAACUACCCGCCCCUGACACACAGACAACCACUGUAGUUUUAGCACUUGAACAUCUCUUCACGGAGCAGAACGUCCCAGAGUCCAAAGUCAUACUUCCAGCUGGGCAGGGUAGCUCACAUCUGUAAUAUCAGAACUUUGGGAGGCUGAGGCAGGAGGAUCACUUGAGACCAGCCUGGGCAACAUAGAAAGACAUCACCUCUAAAAAUAAAAAUAAACAAAUUAGCCAGGUAUGGCACCACACACCUGUAAUCUCAACUACUUGGGAGGCUAAGGCAGGAGGAUCAAUUGAGCCUAGUGGUUUGGGGCUGCAGUAAGCUACGAUCGCACCACUGCCCUCCAGCCUGGGCAACACAGCAAGACCUUGUCUCUUUUAAAACAGAAAAAAGGCAUAGUUCUAUACUAAUACCUCUAGCUGUGCAAAUCAGACCUGACAUAAAUGCUAGGGAAAACCUCAGUGCUGGUCAUUCACAGAGAACCUCGUGGUCAUCAGCCUCCUGACUCUGGGAUGCCCUGGGUCCACAGCUCCCUGCAGUGACAGUGUGACAGUGACAAUGGCCCAGGCUGUGCCCAAUCUAGUCCACUUCCCACAUCACUAAACAAGGCGGCAGAGUUUCUCUGAGAUAAGAGGCAGACUUUGGAGUCAAACAGAUAGGGCUUAGGGUUCA